This is a messenger RNA of Paramecium pentaurelia, 2738 nucleotides long. Lineage: Eukaryota; Ciliophora; Oligohymenophorea; Peniculida; Parameciidae. The record is from the annotation of a GenBank genome assembly.
AUGAUAAUCAUUUUGGUUUAAAAAACUGUAAAUUGUUUAAAAUAGGACUGUUAACAUAAUAUUUUUAGAAAAAUUUUAAUAAAAAUAUAGAAGUUAAUUCAAAAUAAAAUCUUUACAGAUAUCAAAAUCACAUAUUCUAUAUUUUAAGGUAAAUGAUAUAUAAGAAAAAUAAUUGAUAAAAUAAGCCUGUCAAGUCUUAAGUGAUGACGAAAUUUAGAAAAUAGACACUUAUUGGAUGAGUUUAUAAAAAGAAACAUAAAAAAGUGCUGUCGUUAGAUAACUAACUUUGCUUAUGGAUUGCAGAGAAUAUCUAAACUUGAUAUAUUUAACAUAUGAAUUAUUAAUUAAAAUGAGUGACAGUAUUGAUAUAAAUGAUAUUAUUACUCUGAAUAGGUAUUUUCAUUUAAAUAUGAAGAAACAUCUAUGGAACUUAAUAGUAAAACAAAGAAAGCAAGAUACUUUAAAAACCUGCAGAUGAUUCAAGUUUAACAAUUGAUAACAUAUUAAAAGGAAAUCAGUAUAGAAAUAUGUCUAAAUAUUAGAGCAUUAUAUGCUCCUGUUGCAGUUAAAACAGAAUAAAUAAAUGAAAAGAUUGUUGAGGAAUCAGCUGAAGAGAAAACUGAUUUCUUUCAAGAAGUGUAAUUAUUAAGUAAAAUCCCUGAAAUAACUUCACUUAAUUCAAUCUACAAUUAUAAGACUAUUUUUAAGAAUGAUGGAAUCCCUUAUGAUGAGGUAAAAAAUUUAGAUAAAAGUACAUAAUUAAUCAAUAGAAAUAGCAAGAAUCAAAAGAAAAGAAAGAGAAUAAAAAGGCAGCGAAACAUCAAUUGCAAAAGAAGCUGUUGUUGUCAAAAAACAAUAUGUAAGACUCUACAAAAAUUAAAUUUCAAAAUUAUGUUUCAUCACUCCAAAAAGUUUAUUAUUGACAAGCAAACAUUUAGUAAAUAAUACAAAGUGGGAAAAGCAUUUAAAUCUAUAAGAUUUUGGAGGAUAAAGACCAUCAUUAUCAAUAGUUUAAGAAAAAACAACUGGACGCUUUUACAUCUAUGAUAAUAAAUUAGGAAAGGUUCAUAUAUAUAGUUCUGAUAUGUUAAUAAAUGAUAAUAAGGAUAAGCCACUUGUAUCAUUGAAUUUAAAUGAAGACAAGCCAAGAUAAGAUCCACUUCUAUAUUUAAUUGAAUGUGAACAUGAAUAUUAAUGGAAAAGUGUUUUACUUGUUAUAGGUGGACAUCAUCUUUAAAGGGGAGAAAAGAAGCCUUUAAAAACAAUAAAGGUUUUUGAGAUAAAACGUAGAGAAGUGACUUUAACUCCUGUUCUUACUAUAACAAUGACUAAAUCAAGAAUGAAUCCAAUCGUAUUUGAUUUAAUAAAAGAUAAAGGAAUUAUUUGGCAAGACAAAGACAAUAGAGAUAAAGAAAAAUUUGAUCCUUAACAUAGAUCAGUUGAUUCUAAAUAUAUAUUUUUUAUGGGAGGCAAUCCUCUUUUGGAAUAUGAAAAAGAAAUAAGUUAAGAAUUAAUAGAAGCUAAUUAAACUUGUGAAUAUGUGAGUCUAAAAUUGGUAUUAGAACAUAUUGCUAGAGCAAAAUUAGUAAUUGUAAAUUUAUAAUUAGUUUUUUUAAACUGAUUAAGCUAAUUUAGGAUUGAAUUUUGGUAAAUUUUCAAUUGUUGAUACUCUAACCAUAAAAUAUUAAAACAUUGUAGCUACUCAAAAGGUUUAUAAUCAUUUUUAUAAUGCUUCUGUUACUAAAAUGGUAGAUGAAGUUUUUUAAUAAAAAGGAUUAAUAGUAGUUGGAGGAAAUACUUGUUAGACAUUUCAAAUAUAAGCUAUAUCAUUUAAAUUAAAUGAAAUUACUUUAAUUGGUUACAAUAAAUAAAUUUCAAAUCCUUCUCUUAUUCAUUCAGCAAGUAAUUUAAGGUUUCUCUUUUUAUUUUAUAAUUAGAUAUUUUGAAAAAAAAGUUUGGUAUUUUGAUGAUACAAACAAAAAAGAUCCUAUGGUCUUGAUGAAUAUGGAUUUUAGAAGAGAUAUAAAAACAUCAUGUACUUGUUCAAUCAUGUGAGAUUUUAUAAAUUACAUCUUCUACAUAAUUUAUAUUAUAUGUUAAAUUUCAAGAAUAUUUACAAACUAUUUAUUCAAGCAAAACCUACACCAAACCCAAAUUUUUUGAAAUUUAUUCCAGAUGGUAAAUAAGUAAUGCUUAAUGGAACCUAUGAUUUUUCAAGGCCAAGAGAAGCAAAAUGUUCACCUUUGGCUUAAAAACUAUUUAUGAUUGAUGGUGUGACUAGAGUAUUUUAUGGAAAAGAUUAUAUUUCUAUUUCUAAAAAGGAAGAAAGUAAAUGGGAAGAACUAAAACCAUAGAUAUUUGAACAAAUAAUGGAACAUUAUUAAUUAGAUUAAGAUGGAUAAGAAAAAUAAUUGAUCAUUGAUGGAUUUUCAGAAAAUUAAGACACUAAAAUUAACGAUAAUGAUUCAGAAGUACAUAAUUUAUUUAAAUAGGCUAUUCAAUUAAUUAAAGAAAUUAUUGACACUAGAAUAAGACCUACAGUCUAAGAGGAUGGAGGAGACAUUGUCUUUCGAGAUUUUGAUGAAUAAAAUGGAAUUGUUCAUUUAUAUAUGAAAGGUUCAUGUGCAGGAUGUCCUUCAUCUUCUGUUACUCUCAAAAAUGGAAUAGAAAGAAUGUUAUGUCAUUAUGUUGCAGAAGUCAAAGAAGUUCUUGCUUAAGAUUAUAUUGGUUCUGAUUGA